UCUGAUGGUAUUUAUGCUUCUCCCUUUGCUGAAGUUUGUGAUAUGCAAAAAAAAAAGUGAUGAUAUUUUUGUAACACUGUUCUUUUUACACUUUGAUGCUAUGAGUAGCCCAGCACCUUGCAGCAGCACCUGGUCAAUUAGUGAAGAUUCGCUAAAGAGAUAUGUACAAUAUGCAAGCGAGAACUGUAUACAAGAGCUGCUGUCAGCGUCAGACUCGAGUAGGAAUGGGAAUGGGAAUGACGGGUGGAAGAUUGUUUUGUUAGAUAGUUGUAUGGAAAUAUCAAAGCGGCGUUCAGGAUCAUUCCACAUCUUUCGUAGUCGUUGGCUCCUCAAAUCAGUCUCUCCUCAGCAGUUCAUUUCUGUUGCCAAUGCUAUUGAUGCUGCAAAGCAAUGGGAUCCUGACUUGGUGGAGGCAAGAUACAUAAAGGAUCUGGAGGAAAAUCUGAGCAUAAUACGUCUAAGAUUCGGUGACGCAUCAAGGCCGUUGUUUAAGAACAGAGAAUUUAUUGUAUACGAAAGACGUGAGACGAUGGAUGACGGCACCCUUGUGGUUGCAGUAGCUUCACUCCCAAAAGAGAUAGCUGCUGGGUUAUACCCUAAGCAAAACAAGGCUAUCAGGGGUUUAUUGUUACAAUCUGGCUGGGUUGUGGAGAAGCUUGAAGAUCAUUCCUGCAUGGUCACCUAUGUUGUUCAGCUAGAUCCAGCAGGAUGGCUUCCAAAGUUUUUUGUGAAUCGGCUGAACACAAAACUUGUAAUGAUUAUUGAAAAUCUAAAAAAAUUAGCACAAAGAAAUCAACUUGCUAGUGCUAUAUAAUUACUUGUAUAAAAAAGUUUUCAAAAGAAAAAAAAAGUGCAGGGAC
Molecule: messenger RNA, 860 nt
Organism: Spinacia oleracea (spinach)
Lineage: Eukaryota; Viridiplantae; Streptophyta; Magnoliopsida; Caryophyllales; Amaranthaceae
Exons: 4
Coding region: 5-814 (269 amino acids)
Molecular function (GO): lipid binding
Source: RefSeq, a predicted model, not a curated record